GCUCUCUGCCCCUCUCCCCGUACAGGCUCUAUAUAUAUCGGUUUGCCACUCGGCAUAAACGCCUCGCUUCUCCUUGUCUUCCGUCUCCAUCUCACUGCAAAGAGCGCACAAGGUUCUUCCUCAACAACCCAACGCCUCCCUCUUUUCAUGCCGAUGGGAGGGAGAUAGGAAGAGGACGAGGACGAGAGCAAGAGAUGGCAGGCUGCGGUGGAGCUAAGUCAUCGGCCUCUAUGGAGGAAGAGGCAUGCAUUGAGAAGAAGUAUGUAGGAAUUGCACCCAAGAAGCCUUUGAUAUCCAAGGAUCACGAGCGCGCCUACUUCGAUUCUGCAGAUUGGGUGCUCGGCAAGCAAUCUGCAAACAGCAGCACAAGUGCUGCCGUUGAGUCUCUGAAGCCCAAGCUAAAGAGAACGCCUCACCACCAGCUCCCCCCUCGUAAGCCGACCUGCGCUUCAAGCUGAGACGCACGGCCUCACGUUGCAGCAGCUGGAGAGCUCGGAGGCAAGAUGGAAAGAUCUCGAGCACGGAUUAAUGUUUAGCUGGUCCUAUAUGGUAGGAAUAAAUCAGAAACUCAAAAAAUGCAAUUUGGCUUCUUGGCAGUUGUAACCUCGGCGCUAAUUAUCAGUAUCAUGCUUAAGUUAGAUGGCA
Phragmites australis (common reed) is the source of this 645-nucleotide messenger RNA. RefSeq lists its product as uncharacterized. The record is from RefSeq and is a predicted model, not a curated record. The transcript has 7 exons. Bases 195 to 458 code for a protein of 87 amino acids. NCBI's taxonomy places the organism in Eukaryota, Viridiplantae, Streptophyta, Magnoliopsida, Poales, Poaceae.